Messenger RNA from Maudiozyma saulgeensis, 2409 nucleotides. NCBI's taxonomy places the organism in Eukaryota, Fungi, Ascomycota, Saccharomycetes, Saccharomycetales, Saccharomycetaceae. The record is from the annotation of a GenBank genome assembly.
AUGAGUUCAGCGGAAAAUUCGCCAACAACAAGCCUAGGUGCUGCUUCUUCUUCGCAACGUAAACGGAUCAGAGUUGGGAAAGCUUGCGAAGACUGUAAAAGAAGAAAAGUGAAAUGUGAUGGAAAUUCUCCGUGCCAUAAUUGUGUUGCUCAUCAAGUGGCUUGUGCUUAUGAUUAUUCAUCGGGGAAACCAAGAGGUAAAUAUAAGAAGAAAUCUAAAUUGAAUGGAAAUUUACCAACAAAAAAUUCAUCAUCAAAUUUAAAUGAUUCAAAUGGUGUUUAUUUAGAAGAUCAAACUGCUAAAUUAUUAUUACAAUUGAGUUCAAAAUUAGAUUCUAAUAAUGGCCAAGAUAAUGAAGAUAAAAAUACUCCGUCAAGUAGCGAUUUUAAUAGUAGUAGAAAUAAUACAGGAACCACCACCACCACCACAACAACAAAUAAUACUACUAUGACAAGUACUAUUGGUCUUAGUCAAAAGGGUAAUGAUACAUACGAAACAAAGGGUUUGAAAACAGAUAAUGUUUCACCAUGGUUUUGUUACUCCUAUGAAAAAUAUAGAUUUCAUACAAGGUAUCAAAAUAUUUUACCAUUUGUAUUUGGUAAUUCUGCAAUUUCUGAUUUGCCAGAAGAAAUAAUUACAUCAAAUAAUUUAGAAGUACCUCGUGUUCAAAACUAUGGGUGGAAUUUAUCAGGUGGCCAUUAUUUAAAAUUAAAAUCUUUAAAUGCACAAGAUCUUCAAAUUGAAAUAUUGAAUUUUGAUAAUCCUUUACAUGUAUCAAUUGUGAAAAAAUUAUUGAUAUACUAUUUUAGUAAUAUUAAUAAACCAUUCUCAAUUAUUCAUGAGAGAAUGUUUUGGCAACAAUUUAAUAAUGGAUUUCUUCAACAAAGAAAGACAAGUACAAAAUCAACUAAAUUAUUUCUUUCUAUAUUGUAUUUAUUGCUUACCAUUGCAUUAAGAUUUCAUGAUGGGGAAACAACUGCAACGUCUCCAAUAGAUUUUACUGAAGAAGAAUUAUCAUAUUUGACUCUUAAUGCAAGAAGACUCGAGAGUCGUUUAUUUAGCUACAGUUAUACUGUGGUGACAAAAUUGACCUUUGAAUGGGAAUCCUUUGAAUUAAUUCAAUCUUGGCUUCUGAUGACAUUUUAUUUAAGGACUUCACAUAGACAAAUUGCCGCUUGGAAUGCUCUAAGCAAGGCUAUUCAUAUGUGUAAAGGGAUGUCUCUAGAAUUAAAUCGAUUACCUACAAGACAUAAACCAGGAGAUGUCUCAAAAGCAUGGCAUUGUUUUUGGCUUUGUUUCAUUAUGGAUAAAAUGAUCAGUUUCCAAAUAGGAAGAAAAUAUCAAUUGGAUUUACCUAUCGAAUCGAUGACUAACCCAUUGGAACAUUACAAGGAUGAAAAUAUCGAAUGGUUCCAUGAUGAGACUAUUCAAAUGUAUCAGUUAUCAUUAUUGAUAGUACAAUAUCAAAAACCAUAUGCUCAAGAAUUGACUGUCUCUGAAUGUAAUGAAUUUAGAUCAAAUUUAAAAGCAUGGCUUGCCACACAGUUGAAAGGAAAUUUUUAUGAUUUAAUGACUUCAAAUUAUAAUUCAUGGGAAAUUCAACCUUUGAUGACUUAUUUAGAUAUUGCUUUAACAUUUGAAUGUAAAUCAGUACUAUCUUUAUUAAAUCCACCAAAUGAAAGUUUAUCUGGUUCAUUAGAAUUUAAUGUAGAUUUCGAUUCUUUAUUAUCAACAAGUGAAUUAGCAUUAUCGGUCUUAGAGAAAUUAAGCAGAGAGAACUUAUAUUUUAUCCCAUGGUGGUUAAAUUUAUCUGUACUCUUUACAGUAAGUAUUGCAAAUCUAGUAUUAACACAUUCAGGGAUACGAUAUCAACUACCGAAGAAUAACCUAGAGAGAUGUAUGGCACUUUGGAAUAAUAUUGAAUCUACAAGUCCAAGAAAUCCACCAAGUAUGUUAGCACAGUGUGUCUGGUGUUUAAAGAUGUUGAACUACAUAUCUUGUUUAAGAUUGGUUAACACAGCUCAGAUUUUGAGGGACACUAUCGGCGUUGAUCUUAAGGAUAAUACUCCAAACAAGAAUAAUUUCCAUCAAUUUAGUAAAGAUGGAGAAGAAGGCGUCGAUGAAGACCUCAACGAAACACACCAACAUUCACCUUCAUUAGCAAGGGAGCCCGUUCCACGACAACAAGGACCGAAUUCAGGAAUAGUAGGACAGGUACCUACGAAUGGAAGUCCAAACCUUUUACAUAUAUUAGCACCAAUGAACAGUAUGUCAUACCCAAACGUACCAGACAGGACGCCCAUGGGUGCAUCUGGAAUGCUAAACGGCACUGUAAACUCCACACCUUCGGAUAUACUGGAGGAUGAUUUGUUUGCCAAUCUACAAUGGUUCGAUCAAACUUUCGUAUAG